Verticillium alfalfae VaMs.102 is the source of this 1668-nucleotide messenger RNA. RefSeq names its product origin recognition complex subunit 2. Gene Ontology annotation, biological process: DNA replication. The transcript has 2 exons. Gene Ontology annotation, cellular component: nucleus; nuclear origin of replication recognition complex. Gene Ontology annotation, molecular function: DNA replication origin binding. The coding region runs from base 1 to 1668 and encodes 555 amino acids. NCBI's taxonomy places the organism in Eukaryota, Fungi, Ascomycota, Sordariomycetes, Glomerellales, Plectosphaerellaceae. The record is from RefSeq and is a predicted model, not a curated record.
AUGGUUCGACGGAAACCCCUACAAGAAGAGGCAGCCGAAUCGCCAAGCCGAUCAUCAGUCAAACGAGCCCGACCAGACCCGGAGGAUGGCAACGACACAGUGGCGGAUACCCCUUCGAAAAGGCAACGAGGCUCUCUUCAGCUCAAACAGAUUGCAGAUGUCUAUGAUGUGCCCGACGACGAUCUUCCGAAAGAUUCAGCAUCGGAGAUCGAGCAACCAACACCAACCCCCAAGAGAAAACGAGGACGGCCUCGAAAGGAUGCGACACCGCAGACCAACGGUAUCGCGACACCCUCCAAGUUGCGACAAUCACAAAACCUCGAAACGCCAACAAAAUCCACCGGUGCCAAUGGCUUUACUCCACGGAAAAGGGCGGCUGUAGACCGUUCUGCCAAGCGAAAGAGUGCCAGGGCGCUGAUUGAGCGCGUCGUUGGCGACGACAUCAGCGAGGAGGAGGAUGAAGGUGGGCUUGCCAGGGCCAUUUACGAGUCGAGCGAAGACGAGGACGAGGACGACAUAGAAGCUGCGGCAGCGACGACCCCAUCGAAAAAGACUCCAGCACGAAAGGGGCGGCCGCCAAAAAUACGAUCACCGACCCCUCCACGCGAUCUUCCUGCGCACGAGAUGUACUUUGAACACAAUAAGCCCGGCCGUACCAAAACCUCCAACAACACCCUCGCCUCUAUCGACCUUCUCACGCACGACGAGUACUUCUCUAUAAUCCGAGACCUCAAAGACCCUCACGCUGAGGACCUCGUUUUCCUACAAUCCCUUCAUGAGGGCUCUUUCGGCCAAUGGUCUUUCGAGCUCGCCGAGGGCUUCAGCCUGUGCCUCUACGGGCUCGGCUCCAAGCGUGCGCUCCUCACACGUUUCGCAGAACACACCUAUGCAAAGAUUCAGAAGCACGACCGUCACAAGAUUGUCAUCGUGAACGGCUACGUGCGAACCAUCACUCUGCGCGACAUUCUUAACACAAUCGCCUCCACCCUCGCCCUCGACCCAACCCACAAACUGCCCGCCCAACCGCCCGCCAUGCUACAGGCCCUGCUCUCGCACCUCACAGAAGCCGGCGUGACCCUGACCCUCCUCCUCAACUCCAUCGACGCCCCGCCGCUGCGCAAGCCCGCAACGCAGCAGGCCCUCGCCGCCCUCGCGGCGCACCCCAACAUUCGCUUUCUCUGCUCGGCCGACACGCCCGACUUUUCUCUCCUCUGGGACGCCGCCCUCCGCGCCUCGUUCAACUUUCUGUUCCACGACACCACAACAUUUGCCAAACCGGCGGCGGAGCUCGACCCCGUGGACGACGUCCAUGACCUCCUUGGCCGUCGCGCCCGCGCCAUCAACGGCAAGGAGGGCGUCGUCUUCGUGCUGGCCAGUCUGCCGGAGAACGCGAAGAGCCUCUUCCGUCUGUUGGUGGCCGAGGUGCUCAUUGCCGCCGAGGACGGCGAUGACGGGGAUGACAGUGCGGCCGUGGAGUAUCGCAUGCUGUACAACAAGGCCGUCGAGGAGUUCAUCUGCAGUUCGGAGAUGGCGUUCCGUACGCUGCUGAAAGAGUUCCACGACCAUCAGAUGAUUACGAGCAGCAAGGACGCCAUUGGGACGGAGUUGCUAAGCGUGCCAUUCCGCAAAGAUGAAUUGGAGGGUAUUUUGGAGGAACUCAUGACAUGA